UAGAGUAUUUUCACACAUAAAAAAACAACAACAAAAUGAUUACUAUUUUAACUAUAAUUUUUGUAACACUGCUGUCCAGUAGUCAUGUAUUGGCCAAAACAGAUGACGGGACAGCCCGUACACCGCCAAUGGGUUUCCUAUCGUAUACGGCCUUCGAUACGGACACCGACUGUGACCGAUACCCUAACUCGUGUAUCAACGAACAACUGUACAAAGAGAUGGCCGAUCGGCUGGUGGCCGACGGGUUUGCCGAUCUUGGCUACCGAUAUGUCAAUGUCGAUGACCGCUGGAUGGAAAAGGACAGGGAUGCCAAUCGGCGUCUGGUUGCCGACAGAAAACGUUUUCCCAGUGGUAUCAAAGGGUUGGCCGACUAUAUGCACUCCAAAGGACUGUUGUUAGGCAUAUAUGGAGACAUUGGAAAUCUUACUUGUAGUGGUACACUACCUGGCCAAAAUAAUCAUAAUACAGGGGAACGGGAUUUUUUCGAUAUAGACGCCCAAACAUUUGCCGAAUGGGGAGUCGACUCGUUCAAACAGGACGGCUGCUAUGAGGACGUCAAAAAAUAUGAUCAACUAUAUCCACGUAUGGGCGAUGAACUCAAUAAGACAGGCAGACAUAUAUUAUUCACGUGCGAAUGGCCUUUCUUUCAGUACGUGUUAGGUGGCAUACAUCCCGAUUAUGCGGCCAUAUCGCGCACGUGUCACACCUACCGUAACUAUAAGGAUGUAUUGGACUCGUGGGCCAGUAUUGAUGAAAUUAUCAAAUACUAUGGCGAUUAUAAUGACGAGUUCAUCAAAUAUAGCGGACCUGGUCAUUUUGCCGACCCAGAUGAACUAACAAUAGGCAACUCUGGACUAUCAUACGACCAGAGCCGUACACAAAUGGCAAUGUGGUCCGUAUGGUCGUCACCGUUGCUUAUAUCUACCGAUUUGCGCAAAUUGAGACCCGAAUACAAAGCCAUUCUGCAAAAUCGGGAACUGAUUGCCGUCAAUCAGGACCGACACGGAAUUAUGGCUAAAAUGGUCUACCGAGACAAUGACCAUCAGAUUUGGGUCAAACCUAUGGAACCAGUAAUCGGUGGCCAAUGGUCCUAUGCUGUAGUUUAUCUACAUAAGCGUCCAAUGGGUCAUCCGAUUUAUAUGUCCAAAACUGUAUCGGAGCUCAUACCUGAUGUCAAAGAUAAUACCAAAUAUGAAGUACACGACCUGUUUCUAGACGAUGGCAAAGAGAUAUUGGGAACAGUUGGCAAAAAUGAUAGACUAGAACUGUUGGUCAGGCCAUCCGGUUCGGUACGUAUGGUUAAAUUAGUUGUCAAAUAAAUUAAAUUUAUUAAAC
Molecule: messenger RNA, 1335 nt
Organism: Oppia nitens
Lineage: Eukaryota; Metazoa; Arthropoda; Arachnida; Sarcoptiformes; Oppiidae
Product: alpha-N-acetylgalactosaminidase-like
Exons: 6
Coding region: 36-1319 (427 amino acids)
Biological process (GO): oligosaccharide metabolic process; glycoside catabolic process; glycosylceramide catabolic process
Cellular component (GO): cytoplasm
Molecular function (GO): alpha-galactosidase activity
Source: RefSeq, a predicted model, not a curated record